GUCAACGACCAAGAGAUGAAGAAGCAGCAGGAUGAGAUCAUGGCCAUCAUGAAGAUGCGGGAGGCGGCGUCCAGCGGGACGCAGCAAGCAGGGGACUUCAUCUGCACCGUCUACCUGGAGGAGAAGAAGACGGAGGCAGAGCAGCACGUCAAGAUCCCGGCUGCGAUGACAGCCGAGGAGCUCACCUUCGAGAUCCUGGACCGGAGGAAAAUCGUGGUGAAGGAGAAGGACUAUUGGAGCUGCUUCGAAGUGAAUGAGAGGGAGGAGGCAG
Egretta garzetta (little egret) is the source of this 271-nucleotide messenger RNA. RefSeq names its product arf-GAP with Rho-GAP domain, ANK repeat and PH domain-containing protein 1-like. The record is from RefSeq and is a predicted model, not a curated record. The annotation marks the transcript as partial. Gene Ontology annotation, biological process: signal transduction. NCBI's taxonomy places the organism in Eukaryota, Metazoa, Chordata, Aves, Pelecaniformes, Ardeidae. The transcript has 3 exons. Gene Ontology annotation, cellular component: trans-Golgi network; cytoplasmic vesicle; plasma membrane.